GCAUGCAGUGCGGCUCCCUCAGACAGACGGGAGAGAGAGAGAAAGCAGUAAUGGCGGCCGGUUAGCUCCACACACAAACACCGUCCGCAUCCAGCCGCACUCAGCGCAGCGCUCCGGGGGCAGCCGGCAUCACAUACCGCGGCGGAGCUAGUGACACGGCCACGGAGCGGAGACACGGGCUUCGGGGGCGGGAAUCGUCCGGCGGACCGUUGGAUCCGGAGACUUUCCUUCUACUUUUCUAAAAAAAAAAAAAAAAAACAUGGACGAGCUCCCCGGCGGAGGAGGAGGAGGAGGAGCAGCGGGCUCGCCGAGACAGCAGCAGCCUCCGCCGCAGCAGCAGCAGCAGCAGCCGGGGAGCAGUACGCCGAUCGGAGCCGGCGGAGGAGGAGGCGUCAUGGUGCCACACCAGCCCGACGAGCUGCCCCGGCCGCAGCAGCAGUACACCAUCCCCGGCAUCCUGCACUACAUCCAGCACGAGUGGGCCCGCUUCGAGAUGGAGAGGGCGCACUGGGAGGUGGAGAGGGCCGAGCUCCAGGCGAGGAUAGCGUUCCUGCAGGGCGAGAGGAAAGGUCAGGAGAACCUGAAGAACGACCUGGUUAGAAGAAUAAAAAUGUUAGAAUACGCACUAAAGCAGGAAAGAGCGAAAUAUCACAAAUUAAAAUAUGGAACAGAGUUAAACCAAGGAGAGAUGAAGAUGCCAAGCUUUGAAUCAGACACCAAAGACUCAGAGGUCUCUGCUGUUCCUGCCAACAGUCAGCUCACCUGGAAACAAGGACGGCAGCUACUCAGACAGUACCUGCAGGAGGUGGGAUACACAGACACCAUCCUGGACGUUCGUACUCAGAGGGUCCGUUCGCUGCUCGGCCUGUCAGGUUCUGAGCAGAACGGAUCCGUGGAGAACAAGAACCUGCAGCACCUGAUCAAUGGGACGGAGCGGCGCAAGGACAGCAAGAGAAGUCCAGGCGACGUUCUGGAGACGUUCAACUUCCUGGAGAACACAGAGGACAGCGACGAAGACGAGGACGAGGAGGGAGACCUGAUGGACGACAUCAGCACCGACAAACACCACAGAGCGAAGAAACACAAGACCAAGGUGGGAAACGAAGGUCUGGCCUCGGAGGACGACGCCGACACCGAGGAGGCUCUGAAGGAGUUCGACUUCCUGGUGACGGCCGAAGACGGAGAAGGAGCCGGAGAGGCCCGGAGCUCCGGAGACGGGACGGAGUGGGCGGAGCCUCUACCGUUUCCCACCGGCGGGGGUAAAUCCUUCCUGCUGGGGGGUUCAGACGACGUGUUGGAGAGCGUCCUCGGUCUGGGCGACCUCGCCGACCUCACCGUCACCAACGACGAGGCCGACUACGGCUACGACCUGCCGUCCAAUAAGGAGUCUUCAUUCAGGAAGACCUGGAACCCCAAGUACACGCUGCGCAGCCACUUCGACGGCGUCCGAGCGCUGGCCUUCCACCCGGUGGAGCCCUGCCUGGUCACCGUGUCCGAGGACCACACGCUGAAGCUGUGGAACCUCACCAAGACCGUCCCUGCCAAAAAAAGUGCCUCUUUUGAUGUGGAGCCCGUCUACACAUUCAGAGCCCACGUUGGUCCGGUGUUGUCGUUGGCGAUGACCUCCAGCGGUGAGCAGUGCUUCAGCGGCGGCAUCGACUCCACCAUCCAGUGGUGGAACAUCCCGAGCUCCAACGUCGACCCCUACGACACCUACGAUCCCAGUGUGUUGGCGGGCUCGUGGACGGGUCAUACAGACGGCGUGUGGGGAUUGGCUUACAGCGGCAUCAAGAACCGCCUCCUGUCCUGUUCAGCCGACGGAACGGUGAAGCUGUGGAACCCCACGGAGAAGAACCCCUGCAUCAGCACUUUCAACACCAACAGAGAGCACGGCGUCCCCACGUCGGUGGACUUUAACGGCUGCGACCCCGCCCACAUGGUGGCGUCCUUCAACAGCGGGGACGUGGUGAUUUACGACCUGGAGACUUCCCAGAAUGCACUGGUGCUGAAGGGGCAGGGAGACAGCACGCUGCCGGGGGCGAAUCAUAUCAACAAGGUGGUGAGUCACCCCACGCUGCCCGUCACCAUCAGCGCCCACGAAGACCGACACAUCAAGUUCUACGACAACAAGUCAGGUAAAGUGAUUCAUGCGAUGGUGGCUCACCUGGACGCUGUGACCAGUCUGGCUGUGGAUCCCAACGGCAUCUACCUGAUGUCUGGAAGUCACGACUGCUCGCUGCGUCUGUGGAACCUGGACAGUAAAACGUGCGUCCAGGAGAUCACGGCUCACCGCAAGAAGAGCGAGGAGGCCAUCUACGACGUGGCCUUCCACCCCUCCAAGGCCUACAUCGCCUCAGCCGGAGCCGACGCCCUCGCCAGGGUCUACGUCUAAACCAGGAGGAGGAGGAGAAGGAGGAGGAGGAAGAGGAGGACCGCCGGGCGAGAGACUCAGAGAGAGAGAGAGAGAGAGAGGUCGUCUGUUCAGGUGUGUUCAGGUGUCUGAACACGGGUCGUAGAGUGAAACCACAGACUGGAGGUGACAGAUCUCCAUGGCGACUGAACACACACACACUCACACACACGCACGGUUUAAGUUAAGAGCUGCGGCCGACUGAAGACGCCUGCAGGUGAACAGCUCACCUGUGCUACACUACAGGCCCCGCCCCCAAGGCCCCGCCCCCUUCCUCCCGUUAACACUAGUGUGAGCCGACAGCAGAGACGAGAGAAUUAAAGGAAAAAUCCCCAAAAAAAGAGUCCUUCUGCUCAGUAAUCUGUGGUUUCAUCCAAACUUUUAUCUGAAGAUUUAAAACAGGAAGUUUUUUUUUUAUGUCUGAGACUUUUCUUUUAAAAAUCCACAUUUUUGGGGCAUUUUUGUCAUUUUGUGACCAAGUAUUUCACGUUAAAGUAUUCUACAUGUUUGGUUUUACUGUGACAUUAAACUAAACAUGCUUCUGUAUUAUUGAUUAAUAUUUAGCUAUUAUGAACUCAAACUUGGAAUGUUCCGGUAUUUUUCCUGAUGAUGUCACUCAGCUGUAAUCACAUGAUUUUAUUUUCUAUAUUCCAGAAUCAGUGACAUGAUGAGAAAUCAGAUUCAGGUUGUUACCUUGUUCAAACAAAACCGAAGUAAAAAACAUGAUCUCAGAAAGUAUUUGAUAUUUCAAGAUAAAAGCUUCAUAAAUACUAUUUUAAAUCUUCAGAGUUUCUGAUCAGAUGAAAGUUUCACAUGAAUCUGCCUCCUGAAGGGUUUUAGUUCAUUAGUAGAAUUUCUGAGCACAAAUCGUGGAUAAAUUUGCACCUUUAUGACAUAAAAACACUGCAGACAAACAUGUAGCCCACAGCGCCACCUUCUGACAGAACACACACUGUCAACGCCAUAACGAGACUUUUAUUUUGAAACCUUACUUCAGAUUCCUUCUCCAGUUUCAUGGAAACAACAGUUUAUUAUUUUAAUCUGAAUAUUAAAGAUUUGAUUCAAGAUUUUUGGCUCAUUUUAGACAGAAAACAAACACCAGAUACAGUGAAAAUGAAAUGAGAAAACAGACAAACAGCUGGAAUGAAGGUUUAAAUUAGUGCUUAGUGUGUUUCUGAAGACGUUUUCAUGAAAUAUUCAGUUAAUCAGUUUUUAAUUUUGCUUUAAAAUGUUAAAAAUGUGUCCUAAAUGUCUGGUUUUGGCCAAAGAUCUUCAGUUUACUGAUGUAGAAAAGGGAAAAAAAAUGAAAUAUUCACAUUUACGAAGCUGAAAUCAGACAUUUGAACUUUUAUUAAUCCAGAAAUUAUUCAGAUGAUUCAUCAGUGAUCAUAAUGGUCAGUAACUGUCAGUUGAUUGAUUAUUUUCUGCUGCUGUGACUGAGUUUCAACUGGUGGUUAAAGUAAAGAAGACAUUUGGUUUGAACACUGAUGGACAUUUUGGAGACGAAACAGCGAAAGAAAUCCAGAAACUAAUCAGCUGAUUAAUCAACAAUGAAAGUCAUCAUCAGUUUUUUUUCUCUAAAAAGGCUAAAAAUCAGAUUUAAUAGAGUUUUCUCUUGGAUUUCUGCUAAAAUCAGCACAAUUCUAAGCAGAGAGUCUGACUGGAUGAACUGGUCGACUGUUUGCUUCCAAAAUGUCAGAAAAUGGUUAAAUGUCUGUUUUAGUCCAAAGAUCUUCAGUUUUCUGUCAUAAACCAGAAACGAUUUACAUUUAAGGAGCUGAAAUCACCGAAACAGUUUGUUUUUUUCUUUCUUUUUUGGUUGGUUGUUCACCAGACUUCACUGCCACUUCACUCAGUCUGGAAGUUCUUCCAUCAGAAAAUGUCACUGAACUGUUUAAAAUCACUUUAAACUGGUUUUAAAUUCUGUGAAGCUGAGAGGAAAACAAAGUGAGCAGAACAUGAGCGGGAUUUUUCCUUUAAGCCUCAAACAGAACAUCUGACGUUUGAACGUUUUUUCUGUUUUUAGGAACUCAAAUCUUGGUCAGGUUUUAACUUUUUUACCGUUUUUAAGGAUAAAUCUGGAGGAGCAGGAACGCUGAAUGCUGCUGGUUUUCUUUCCCACCGCGACGCUUUGAAACUCAGAUUUCCUGUUUGUGUCUCUGAGAGCAGCUGAUUGGCUCGUGCUCCCCGACCUCAGCCCCUGGUGGGCCAAUCAGAGCCCAGCGACGGAGGGUCAGACGUUACUGUAGUAUUUUCUGUUUGUGUAAAAUAAAUCUAGUUUUUAUAAUCCUUUUUUAUAAAUGUUCAGCACCGAGGACGACUCUGGCUCCUCCCACCCGUCCAGUCCGACACCCCGUGGCCCCGCCCAUCUACUUCCUGUUUCCCCAUCGCAUGGUGACUCACAGAAACCGCCUCCGUCUGAUUGGUCGACAGUGUGUGAGGAGGAGGAGGAGGAGGAAGAUGAGCUGUGACUAAAAUAAAUAUCAAACUAAAUAUGAAAUCAUUUAUUUUCAAGUAGGAAAAUAAACUUUUAUAGACACAUUUUCACCGUUCAGAAUUCAGUUUAAAUCCUUUUUUAACGUCUGUUAGCUGUGGCUAACUGCUAAAAGCCAAACUAGCACAUAUAACAGCAUGAAGCAGCAGCUAGUAGCUUAGCUAACAUGAAACAAACUGAGAAUCUAAAAACAUCAAGAAGUGCUCUCAUAAUUAAUGUUGCUUUAAUCACUGCCGGCUUAAUUAAACUAGCAUUAGUUCAGAAACGUUUUCAUUGUAAAGCUGCUGCUGAUUGACGCGGUGCUAGCAUAGAUGCAGUUUUAAAGGAACCAUAAGUUUGAAAGCAUCAGUGCAGCUCUGAGAAGGAGUUUGACUUUUAAAAAUACUGUGACGCAUGAAAGAUCCUGAAGCUGCUAAGAUCGAAACUUCAAGAUAAAACACGACUAAAGUUAAGCUGCUGAUUAUUUCACCUCAGAAAACGUGACGCUGCUUUCCUCACAAACAAUCUGACAUUUAUCCUUAAAAAUAGUUUUUUUUCAUUAAAAAUAUCUGCAUAAAUCUGGUCAAAUGACAAGAAUAAUUUAAUAUUUAGUAAUAAAUAAUUAGAAACUGUUAUAAAAACAUUAAGAAUCUGAUUGAAUAUUGUUUCAAAUCACUGGACGGAUGAACGGAAACCAUAAAACAGACAAAAGAAAAUGUAAAAACAAUAAAAUAAAUGAAAUAACAGCAGAAACAGGAUAAACCAGUGAGUUUCCAGUUUUCCGGCUGGUGAUCGGUCCCUGAACGCAGCACAGCCUCCUCGCUGCUCCUCUUCCUCCUCUUCAUCUUCAUCACUGUGUUCGUCUCCGUCGCAGCAGAUUUAACUUAUUUAUCAGGAAGUGAAACGGUCCAAUCAGAGGCCUCCUGGAGGAGCCGCUCUGAAAGCUGCCGUCUGAUUGGCUGCUCCGUCGUCGUCAUGGCAGCGGUUCGUUCUGAUCACGUUUUCUUUCACAAACGGUUUAUUUGUUUUCUCUCCACCGACGCUGCGACUUCCUGUGUAACUUCCUGUUUGUGUACUGCAUGAUUAAUACAAUAAAAGUAUUUUUUCUAGUCUUCCAGAAAAAUGGAAAAAAAAGUUCUGAUCAGUUUGCGAGUUUUGAUGAGUUUUGUAAGUUUUUUUUUUUGAUUUCCAAACUAUGAACAGCAGAUUUUAAAGACUGUACCACAUAGCAGAAUACAGCUGUUGAAAUGUAUAUAAAAUGUCUAUAAUAACUAUUAAAUGGUGUAACUGUA
Molecule: messenger RNA, 6175 nt
Organism: Acanthochromis polyacanthus (spiny chromis)
Lineage: Eukaryota; Metazoa; Chordata; Actinopteri; Pomacentridae
Gene: strn3
Product: striatin, calmodulin binding protein 3
Exons: 16
Coding region: 260-2392 (710 amino acids)
Cellular component (GO): dendrite
Molecular function (GO): armadillo repeat domain binding; protein phosphatase 2A binding; calmodulin binding
Source: RefSeq, a predicted model, not a curated record